AAUGAGCAAGCUGUCGGCGGCGGAUACCGGGAAGGGCGAUAUGACCGAUUGGAUGGCAGACAUUUAUGAGGCCAAAAUGCAGAAAGCCAAGGCCGAGUUGGAGGAGAAGCAAGCUAAGGACGCGGCUAGGGCGUCAGGGAAGAAGAAGGGGACGACUCUGUCCCAGCUGAAGAAGAGAGCUGUGCCAGCUGGCUCGGAGACUCCGAGUACCUUCAAGAAGCCAAAACCCCUACCCCGCCGUCUCGUGAAGAAAGACGAGUCGAAGGUUGCUGAGGGGGGAUGCCCUGAUGACGAAGAGAUGGGCGUGGACAAGCCGUCUCUGGUGGUGGACUUGGUGUCCAAAUCGAGGUCCGGUGGGCAUCCGGACGAGCUGGAGGACCCUCUUUCUGGAAUCCCGGCCGACGUCCGCUCUCAGAUACCUGCGGAGGUGGCCCGCCGAGCUAGGUCUUCGGGCGGUAAGUAUUAUUCGAACGUCGUUCAGACGUAUCGAGCCUCCUCUGGCAGUUCUUCUUACUCUCCGCGUCAUCCUAAGGCCGUUGUUUUUCCUAUAGCCAAAGACAAAGGGAAGGAUGCAGCUGCUGCUGAGGACGAGAACGUACCUGCUACUCCCCACUAUUCGUCAAAGGAUAGGGUGGCUAUAUGCCGCAAGGUUUUUAAGGCCGUCCCCGCAGAGUAUGUUGCUUCUCUUCCUGGCCGCAAGACUGACGCCCAGUUUGGUGCGAUCCAGGCCACUCUUCUCGACGUAAGUCUAUUUCCAACUUGCUUGUACUUGUCUUCUCUUUUAGUCAUUUACUAACAUGUAGCUCCUUUUGCAGUUGUUCUGCCGCAUGGAGUUCUGCAAGAGUUGGAAGACCCGCACUGCUGAGGAGC
This is a messenger RNA of Spinacia oleracea (spinach), 870 nucleotides long. RefSeq lists its product as uncharacterized. The record is from RefSeq and is a predicted model, not a curated record. NCBI's taxonomy places the organism in Eukaryota, Viridiplantae, Streptophyta, Magnoliopsida, Caryophyllales, Amaranthaceae. The transcript has 2 exons. Bases 2 to 796 code for a protein of 264 amino acids.